Messenger RNA from Cylindrotheca closterium, 1278 nucleotides. The record is from the annotation of a GenBank genome assembly. Lineage: Eukaryota; Bacillariophyta; Bacillariophyceae; Bacillariales; Bacillariaceae.
AUGGCUGCCGAUGAUGUAAUGACCGAUGUCACCCACGCAAUGGGUGGUAUGAACAUUCCUGGUGGUCACCGGUUGGCAGUUCCAGAUCCAGCUCAACGGAGACCACUGGACGCCCUCGCAGAAGCAGGGCCACCGGCUCCUCCAAUACCUUUUGGCAGACCCAAAUUUGAACGUGGACAACGAGCGGAUGUGGUCUGCUAUACGGAAGAAACCCGAAGUCAUACGGUUGCCAAAAAUGUUUUGUUUCGAGACUUUUCACGGGAGUUUGGUGAACCAGAUGGAGGUUUGGGCCGUGUCAUACAAGCUUAUUGGCCCGUUCCGUUCAAGGAUCGAAUAACAACCAUCAUGGGUCAUGUGGAAAUAUGUUUAGUGCUGACGAAAUGUGCGUCAGAUCAAUCCAGUGGUGAUGACUCUUCCAGCGAUAGCUCGUAUGAGGAAGAAGAAAUUGUCUUUCAAAGGACGAAUCGCCUUGUGGCAGUCAAGGUGAACUAUUCAGAAACAAUGGAACGAUUGCGAAACAAGCACGCUGAAGAUCCUCUUAAAGAAAUUGCAGCCAUGCAAGUGAUAGGAAAUGAUCACCCCAAUGUUAUGGGUGCAAUUGAAGUUUUGUUUGAUGGUGAGAAUCUGAAUGUGGUUAUGCCCUACGCAGGAUCUGGUGACCUUUUCCAGUUGCUACAAGAAUCGCAACAAAAUUGUGUCGGUUUUCCAGAGCCAACCGCCCGAUUCUGGUUCAAACAAAUCAUGGCUGGUAUCAAACAUCUACAUGAUAGAGGAAUCUGUCACAGAGACAUUUCACCAGAAAAUGUAAUGAUUGACGAUGGUCAAUGCUUGAUUAUUGAUAUGGGAAUGGCGCUUAGAAUUCCAUACACAGACCCAAAUAUUGCCAACAGUGUUACAGAUAUCACGAGGGGGACGCAUCGGAGAUUGAUCCGACCACAGGGUGCAUGCGGCAAGCUGCCCUACAUGUCACCGGAGGUUUUUCGCAAUCGAACUGCUUUUGAUGGCUGUGCCGUGGAUAUAUGGACUGCAGGAACGAUCCUUUUUUGUAUGGCCACCGGUAACCGAUCAUAUCAACAGCCACACGAUUCCGAUCCACAAUUCUAUUGGAUGACCCAUGACGUUGGCAGAUUGAUGUCAGACUGGGGUGUCACUGUUUCGAAAGAGUGCUUACAUCUACUGGAGAACAUGUUGCAGGUCGAUCCACGAACUCGACUGACGAUGGAGGAAGUAAUGAAUCAUCCCUGGUUCAAUGGACCAGCGUCGCCUCCUGUCAUGUAA